This is a messenger RNA of Capsicum annuum, 1394 nucleotides long. RefSeq names its product putative calcium-binding protein CML19. Gene Ontology annotation, molecular function: calcium ion binding. Lineage: Eukaryota; Viridiplantae; Streptophyta; Magnoliopsida; Solanales; Solanaceae. The coding region runs from base 496 to 1074 and encodes 192 amino acids. The record is from RefSeq and is a predicted model, not a curated record. The transcript has a single exon.
AAUAAUUUUUCAACAAUGGCCUACUUAGCUCCACCACCCUAUAUACAUUUAUACACACAUAAAACACGUCAUAUUUACAUGGCCUAUUUACAUUGAAGAUAAGACUACUAUCUGAAUUCACUAUUUAUAUAUAGUCCCACAAGCUCUGUCUCAAUCAUCAAUUCAUCAUCAUCUUUAAUAAUUUUAAUAACGUGUUGGGCUUUUACUUUUCAAACUUAUAAAAACUUGUUUACUUUAUUUUUCUAGAAAACAAAAUGCCGUACAACUAAAUGUUGUAUUUUUAUUAUUAGCACGAAGUUUCCAUACAUAGGUUUGCCCACGGUAUUAACAAUCAUUAAACUAUAUACUAUAUCUCAUAUAAAUAUCCCAUUCUUCUUCCGAUAGCUAAAUUCAUCAUCAUACAAAAAGUUCGUUGUUGUUUCUACUUAUUUAGUUGAUUCUAACUUAUUUGAUAUUGAGAAGUAAUUGUUGUUUUUCUAAAUAUCAACGUGCAACAUGUGUAUGGCGUCAGUUUCUGUACCUGCUAGUACAAAAAACAAGUCCGUUUUCUCAAGAUUACGGAAUAAGUUUUCCCUAAAAAAGGCGACUACAACAACUACUAUUAGUACUGCUGCUGACGCUCUUUCAGUGAGCAGUAGUACUAGUAAUUAUAACGGUGAACUAGAGAGGUUAUUUACGUAUUUUGAUGAGAAUGGAGAUGGAAAGGUGUCACCAGAGGAGCUAAGGAGGUGCAUGAAGGCGGCAGGAGGCACGCUGACGGAGGAGGAGGCUGAGAUGGCAGUGAGGCUAUCGGAUUCCGAUGGGGAUGGGUUGUUAGGGUUGGAGGAUUUUACAAAGUUGAUGGAAGGUAUGGAGGAAGAGAGGAAUAAAGAGAGUGAGUUAAUUGGAGCAUUUGGAAUGUAUGAAGAUAUGGAAGGUAGUGGAUACAUUACUCCUAAGAGCUUGAAGAGGAUGUUGAGUAGACUUGGUGAGUCAACUUCCAUUGAAAAUUGUAAAGCUAUGAUUAGUAGAUUUGAUAUAAAUGGAGAUGGAGUUCUUAGCUUUGAUGAGUUCAAAAUUAUGAUGACAAAUUAGAAGUUUAGAACAACUCUUUUAAUCUUUAUGUACAUAUAUAUGUAAUUCUUUGGGCAUGAUCUUAUUCCGUAUUAUUGAAAAAUAAUGCAGGAUAUGCAUCCGUUAUUACAAUAUAUGUGUGCGCUUAUAAUAAUUUUUGCCAAAGUUUAUCUUUGUAGCGCUCUAACGAAUAUUGAAAGUAUCAUAUUAGGGAAAGGUACAAGAUUAAUGUGAAGGUGAAAAAAUUGAUCAUUGUGAAGUAUAUAGCAAUGUUUGAAAAAAAAAGUUACUGAAGUGGAUAAUAAUAGAAAGGAUUUCUUAUUUUUUUUUUUGAAGAAAAA